Penicillium atrosanguineum is the source of this 1080-nucleotide messenger RNA. RefSeq lists its product as uncharacterized. The transcript has 3 exons. The record is from RefSeq and is a predicted model, not a curated record. The coding region runs from base 1 to 1080 and encodes 359 amino acids. Gene Ontology annotation, biological process: steroid biosynthetic process. Gene Ontology annotation, molecular function: 3-beta-hydroxy-Delta5-steroid dehydrogenase (NAD+) activity. NCBI's taxonomy places the organism in Eukaryota, Fungi, Ascomycota, Eurotiomycetes, Eurotiales, Aspergillaceae.
AUGGCCGAGAUCGUGGCGUCCAAGAAAGUCUUGAUUUCCGGAGGCACCGGCUUUGUCGGCUCCGCUAUAAUACGCGCCCUAGCAGAGAAACAUCCUAGUUGCGCUAUCACCGUCAUCGAUCGCAGCCCUCCACGGCCCCAGCAUGACUUGCCCAAACAAGUGGAAUGCAUGCAAGUUGAUGUCACCAAUGCGCGCGAAGUCGGCAAGGCAUUCUUGACUGUCAAUCCGGAUGUGGCCAUCCACACUGCGGGGAUCGUACCAUGUCUGGCCGAUCGGUUCGGCCGAAGACUGGAGCGCACAGUGUGGAAGACCAAUGUCGAAGGCACUCGAAAUAUGCUGAACGCUGCCGCAGAAAAUGGGGCCGAGGCUUUCAUCUUUACCAGUACUUGUUGCGUAACGACCGAUGACCUACGUAUAUCCUAUCCCAAUAUCAAUGAGCGUUGGCCAACAUCACCAGCGUCGCUCAUUUAUGGCGAGUCUAAGGCCGCAGCGGAGGCGCUUGUCCUGGAGGCGUCCAGCGACGAGAUGGCCACCUGUGCCCUUCGGCCAUCAGUGCUCUUCGGACCGGGGGACUACCAGCUAGUACCAGCCAUACAUGCAUGCAUACGCAGGUAUGAGACUCCGUUCAUUAUCGGAAAUGGCUUCAAUUUGUGGGAUGUCACCCAUGUGAGUAAUAUUGCAGACGCUCAUGUCCUCGCUGUGGAGAACCUGGUAACUUCUCGCACGGCUGCAGGAGAAGCUUUUUUUAUCCAAAACAACGAGCCCAUAGCUUUUCGUGAUUUCUGCCUCGCAAUAUGGGCUCACUUCGGUCAUAUUCCGCCCUUCGAGAUCCGGAUCCCGGAGGGGCUGGCCUAUUUUGCGGGGUUGGCCUGUGAGAUAACAAGCUGGGUGACCGGGUCUACUACCACCUUAAGCCGAGGCAGUGUUCGGGAUGCGUGUGCUGUCAGAUAUGCGAGCGGAGAUAAAGCCAAGGCAAUCCUAGGGUACGAAGCUCGCAUCGGUAUCGAGGAGGGCCUUCGGCAGAGCUGCGAGGAAUAUGCCCGUCGUAUCGGCGUAGAAUUGCCGGACCGAGGGCGAUGA